AUGGCUGCCACAAGCGUUCCCUCCGUCGCGACCUACAAGCCCGUGAUUGAGUCCUAUGUGCACAGCCUUGCUGGAGCGCGGGAGGACGGUGAUAUUGAUUCCCCCGUUCACGAGACCGAGUGUGCGGAGCUGCUCGACAGAAUAAAAGGAGUUCGCGAAGCGAUCGUUCCCGAGACACUUCAAGUACACAAUGCUGCUGUUGAAACCGUCUGUCGCGAGAUCGUUGUCGACAUCGUUGCUACGGUUGAUAUCUCGGAGCCAGCGUUCGCCCAGGUCUGGGUCCUCCUAGACAUCAUCAACAUCCUAUCCGACAACGAAUUAUGCGAACCAGGAUUAGGCUUUUGGCUGGUCGAGGAGCUGCUGGACAGUCAAACGAUUGAAGGCUGCAGAAAAGUUUUUGACUACCUAGAAUCGCGCAGAGAAAGAAUGACGGCGAAACAUUUCAAACAGAAGAACUUGGUCAUUCUCAGAUGCUGCAACGAAUUGCUCAGGAGACUGUCGCGAGCUGAGGAUACCGUCUUUUGCGGGCGAGUCUUCAUCUUCCUCUUCCAAAGCUUCCCACUCGGCGACAAGAGCUCGGUCAAUCUGCGUGGAGAGUUUCACGUAGAGAAUGUCACUACUUUCGAUCCAACGCCCGUCAAGUCAGAAGAUGCUAUCAAGCCGAUGGAACUCGACACAGACACACCGCAAGCAACCUCAGGCGCCCACACGCCUGCAUCAAAUAGCCAGGUUCAAGAUCACGAGAGGGCGGCAAGAAGUACACCAGUCCCUAAGACUUCCAGAUCGGAGCCCAAGGAGCAGCCCCCGGACCUCGACGCGCUGUAUCCCAAGUUCUGGUCUCUCCAAUCCUUCUUUUCUUCUCCCACGAAGCUUUUCGAUCCUGCCAACAUGACUGCAUUCAAAGACGGCAUGGCUGAGACCCUCUCCUGCUUCAAAUCAGUCUCGAAUAGUUCAGGCUCUUCUACAAAUCCUACCGAUGUGAAACGCGGCUUGAAGCGCAAGCGCCAUGAUGUUGACAUGUCGUCCGUCUUGACGUCGACAUUCAAUCCCAAAUACUUGACAAACAGAGAUUUGUUCGAUCUCGAAAUUCACGACAUUGCUUUUCGCAGACACAUCCUCGUACAAGCACUGAUCAUGCUCGACUUCUUGCUCAGUCUAUCUCCGAUCGCCAAAGCAAAAUUCGAAGGUCUUACCAACAAAUCGGUACUAUACCCCUUCGUUCUCUCCGAAGAAGAUACCAAGUGGGCACAUUCUACUCGUUCGCAAAUUGCAGCUUAUCUACAACAAGGCGGAAACGGCAAUGAAGGGAAAUUCUACUACCGCAUGGUAGACACGAUCUUGUCGAGAGACAAAAACUGGGUGCGAUGGAAAGCUGAGAAUUGUCCGUCGAUAUCGCGCGAUGGUGUCUCGCCGCAGAUAUAUCUCGAAUCCCAGGAUACGCUCACGAAACUUACAGAGUCGGCACGAGCACCGCUAGUCAACCCGCCCGGGGCAGCUGACCUAGCUUUCCUCUCGAAAGUUGAACCUCUCGAAGCCCUCAAGCAUCCUUCAAAACGCCGUCAGGUACCAAGUUUAGAGGAAUACUACAAGGGUGUUGAGCGGGAUGACCUAGACAUGGAUUUUGCGAUGACAGACGAGGAAAAGAAGGAGAUUGAAGAGAGAAAGGCCGGAAAGGUGUGGAGGGCAUUGCGUGCCAGCAAGAAUCGGUUCGUUAUGUGCGAGAAGGUGCAGUAUGGAGGCGACUUGAAAGCUCUGCUGGGGGCUGACACCCUCGACGACCAAGGCGAAAAGGGUGGAGAGGCCGAGGCUGAGGCGGAAGAGGCCAAAGGGAAGGCUGAAGGGAAAGAGAAUGGAAUUGCAGAGGAAAAAGGAUAUGGCGACGACCAUGCAGAAACACAAUCACAACACGAAGGGGAGACAGAUGCGGUGCGUGACAUAUCGCAAUCCACGCCUCGGCCAGUCCCGGAUCUGCCUGUAGAAGCCACAGCCUCCAAGAUCGAAGACGCGGAAAUGGCGGAUUUAGCUGAUCCCGCUUCUGCUCCUGACACGCCUGGCAAGGCAGAAGAGACGAAGAAUGGCGUGGCUCUGAGUGAUUGA
Fonsecaea multimorphosa CBS 102226 is the source of this 2097-nucleotide messenger RNA. RefSeq lists its product as uncharacterized. The transcript has a single exon. Gene Ontology annotation, cellular component: THO complex part of transcription export complex. Gene Ontology annotation, biological process: regulation of DNA-templated transcription elongation; mRNA export from nucleus. NCBI's taxonomy places the organism in Eukaryota, Fungi, Ascomycota, Eurotiomycetes, Chaetothyriales, Herpotrichiellaceae. Bases 1 to 2097 code for a protein of 698 amino acids. The record is from RefSeq and is a predicted model, not a curated record.